Molecule: messenger RNA, 439 nt
Organism: Diatraea saccharalis (sugarcane borer)
Lineage: Eukaryota; Metazoa; Arthropoda; Insecta; Lepidoptera; Crambidae
Source: the annotation of a GenBank genome assembly
AGUUUGAUCCGGGUGUGAUGGAUUAUGGCCCUUUUUCUCUAUCAUCGUCAUCAUCACCAGCCCUUUUACGUCCCCACUGCAGGGGCUCAGGCCUUCAUUAUGGAUGGUUAAGGAGGUUGGGCCAUGACCCUCCACGCUGGCCCAAUGCGGAUUGGAGGAUAUUAACGACUGCAAAUGCAGUCGGGACCAACGGCUUAACGUGCCUUCCGAAGCACGGAGUAGCUCGAGACAAUAAUUUUUUGGUCACCCAUCCCAUGACCGACCCUUGCGAAAGUUGCUUAACGACUACGAUCGCGGGCCGCGGCGCUUAUCCAUUACGCCACCGAGCUACUCUUUUUCUCUAUAUGAUUCUAUAUCUAGAUAUCAUCUAUUUUUUUUAGUGUAAAAUUUUAUUUUUAAAUUUGUGCUACAACCUCUAAGUUUAUCAAAGGUUGUAUCA